This is a messenger RNA of Leptopilina boulardi, 2257 nucleotides long. Its product is annotated as glycerate kinase-like. The transcript is spliced from 4 exons. Gene Ontology annotation, molecular function: glycerate kinase activity. Gene Ontology annotation, biological process: protein phosphorylation. NCBI's taxonomy places the organism in Eukaryota, Metazoa, Arthropoda, Insecta, Hymenoptera, Figitidae. Gene Ontology annotation, cellular component: cytoplasm. The record is from RefSeq and is a predicted model, not a curated record. Bases 116 to 2137 code for a protein of 673 amino acids.
AAAAAAUUCAAAUCCUGUCAAAUAAAAAAGUUUCAAAAUUUACCAAUAGCAAUAUCACACAAACUUUUUGGAAGAAAGGAGAAAAUAUAUAAAAAAAAAAAAUUCUUGACAGAAAAUGACAGAAAAAUUACAGGAAAAGAGCAAUAAAUCAGAGUUUUCUAGUGAAAGAAAAAGAAUCGAUACCGAAGAAGCGAAGAAGUCUGAGAGGUUAAAUGCAAUCAGCAAAAAGAAAGAGGAAAGGCUGCUUGAGGUGAAACGUGACUUGGAGGAGAAACUUCGAAGAAGACUGAUUGUAAAGAAUUCAGAUUUGAAAAAGAAGGCGAAAGAACAAGAAAGGAAAUUCAGAAAUCAAAAGAAAUCUUUCAGCGAAAAGCAAAUGACACAAAUUCGCAAUGAAAUGAAAGAAAUAAUGAAAUCAGGAAUAGAAAGUGUGAGAGGGGAGAAAAUAAUAGCGGAAAAAGUGAAAUUCGACGGCAAUGAUAAAUUGACAAUUGGAAAAGUGAAAUAUAAAUUAAAAAAUAACGUACAUAUGAUAGGUUGGGGAAUGGAGACAGCAAUAAUUGGAGUUGCCUUUGAGAAAUUGAUAGGAGAACAAAUGAAAAAAGGAUUUUUGAUUGUGUCAAAAAAAGAAAUUUCUUCAAUAAAUUAUUAUAAAUCAUUGCAAUUUGAUACAAUGAUAACAUAUUUUGAAGUGGAUGAUCAUCGAGAAAUAAUAGAGGCCAAUAAAAUGAUAUUUGAGUAUUGUAAAAAAUUGAAGAAAACAGAUAUUCUUGUAGUUAUUCUUUCAGCGGGAACGAAUGAUCUUCUCUGUUUGCCAAGGGGCAAUAUUGGCGUUAAAGAGAAGAUUCAUUUCUUGAGAGAAAUGAAAAACGCGAAUGCCACCAAGGAAGAAAUUAAUAUCAUAAGAAAGAAACUCUCACUGAUAAGAGGAAGCGGACUGGCGAGAAUAGCAUUCCCAGCGAAGGUAAUUACCAUAAUUAUGUCGGACGUUCCUGGAGACAAUAUCAACGAAAUAGCUGGAGCUCCAACUGUAAAUGAAUCAUGGACCAAUGAAGUAAAUGCAAUUUUGCAUAAGUAUCACUCACUGACGAUAAAUUUAUCUCUAUCCAUGAGACAAGUACUAAAUGAAAUUUCACCAUCAAUGCCAAAGAAAAUGUUGAGUAAAAGUGGAAAUUUUAAAUUUGUCGAUUAUCACAUUAUAGCGAGUAAUGUAGAUGCUAUGGAUUCUAUGGCAAAGGCUGCAUUUAAAUUGGGAUACAUUCCGAUUAAAGUGAAUUCUAAAUGUGUUGGUACAUCACAAAAGAUGAGUCGUGAGUAUGUGAAAUUUGUAUCCUUAAUGAUUUUGUUUGUUGAGGGGAAAAUUUCAAAAUUGGAAUUCCAUAAAUCGAUGAUGCAAAUAAAUAGAAGAAUAUUGCCAUUAGAUGAUAAAGUAAGGGAAAUAUUUCCAUCAAAGGAAAAAUGGGGAUUUGGUUUAUAUCUUAUAUUGGGAGGAAGAGGAUCAGUGAAUGUUGCUGAUGCACAAUGGCAGGGACAAGGUGGUCCAAAUCAGGAGCUUGCUUUAUAUUUUUCAAUCUAUUGGUAUCUGAAAUGUCGUCAGUAUCCUAUUUUAAAUGAUUAUAAUGUUUGGUUUUUGGGUUGUGCCUCAUCGGGUAAAGAUGGUAAUUCUCAUGUUGCUGGGGCUUUUGGUUAUAAGACACUUGUCAGUGGAGUUUGUGAAAAAUUUCACGAAUUUUGCAAUCUUCAUCUCGAGGCAAAAUUAAUGAUGAUGGAUUUGGAUCCCAAUAAUAAGGAAAACGAGGAAUUUAUACAACUAAUGGAGAAUUUAAGUAAUGAAAUAAGAAAAGUAGAGAAAAUUUUACCACAUGAAAUCCUGAGCAAAAAUAAUACAAAUUUUUUCUUUAAUAACAUCAAUGACGGUGAAGAAAUUUUGAAAAUUGAUAACGAAACGGAUUCCAUUUUCACGAAUGUUAGAGAUUUACACUUGAUUCGAAUAGUUCGUUAUCAAUGCAAUUGUGAUGGAUCUUGUUUUUACAAUAGAACACAAAUUCCUCAAAAUUCUACCAUCUCAAAUCAAAAUUUGAAUAAAAAAUAUCCAUGUUGUGGAAAAAUUGGAUCACCUAAAGAAUCAAAUUUCUAAAUAUUUAAGAAUAGAAAUUAAUUUUUUCAAAAAAGGAAAAUUUUUUUUAAUAAUUAAAAAUUUCCUUAAUUUUAUUAUUAUAAAUGAAAAUAUUAAUGUUGCAAAAUUUAUCUUGAUGAA